GUACAUAUGUGGCACGUGUGGGCACUUAGAAUUUGUAACUGCACUUCUUCUACUCCUUAACGAGAAAUAGGCGAAAGAAAAACACAAGAAAACCUUACAAAUUUCUAUUUCCAUCUUUGUCCCUAGUCUGAAAAUUUCUUCUCUUUCAACACUGAGUCAAAAAAAAACCCAACUCGUUCGAUAUGGUAUCCGAAUCGGAACUCAUCGGCCGCAUCCGCGAGUUCCUCGGUAGCUCCGACCUCACCACCACCACAACCACCACCGUCCGCCGUCAGUUAGAGAGCGAUUUCGGAAUCGAUUUGUCUGAUCGAAAAGCGUUCAUUCGAGAGCAGGUAGACUCGUUCCUUCAAAGCGUUAACCAACCACAAGAAGAAGAUGAACCACAAAACGAUGACGUAGUAGAAGACGCGGAUAAACCUGAACCAAGCCAAGGUUCUGGUUCGAGGGAAGAAAACGAAGAAGAAGAAGUUAAAGAAGAUGGUGAUAAUGAGGAAGAGGAAGAGGCGGAAGAAAAACCUAGGCGAACCAGAAGUGCGAAUAAGAAGAAGAAGAACACGAAGAGUAAAAAACGAUCUAACAAGUCAGGUGAUGAGGUAGUAAAGAAAAAAGGCGGCAAUGGUUUUUGUAGAAUUUGUAGCCUGUCUCCACAACUUCAGGAAUUCACUGGAGCACCGGAGAUGGCUAGGACUGAGGUUGUUAAGCAAUUGUGGGCCUAUAUUAGGGAGAAAAAUUUGCAAGACCCAAACAAUAGGCGAAAUAUCAAUUGUGAUGAACCACUGCGUGCUCUUUUUGGUGUGAAUUCCAUCAAUAUGUUCCAAAUGAAUAAAGUAUUGGCAAAGCAUAUCUGGCCGCUGGACUCGGAUGAUGUUAUCCAGGUGAAUUCGACACCAAAGGAAAAGCAGAAGAAGCAAAAGAGAGAAGAUGAUGUUAUCCAGGUGAAGUCGACACCAAAGGAAAAGAAGAAGAAGAAGCAAAAGAGAGAAGAUGAUGAUGAGCCGAAAGGAAAGGAAAAACGGCAGAAGGGAGGAUCGGGAAAAGGUUUUCUUGCUCCACUUCAACUAUCUGAUGCCCUUGCGAAGUUCCUUGGAGAAAGUGAAUUAUCAAGAUCUGAUGUCAUUAAAAGAAUGUGGGAUUAUAUAAAAGGAAACAACCUUCAGGAUCCUUCUGACAAGAGGCAAAUAAUAUGCGACGAAAAGUUGAAAGAACUCUUUGAUGUUGACUCCUUCAAUGGCUUCACUGUUACAAAACUGCUGGUGCCUCAUUUCAUAAAGACAUAGCAGUGAGUUGCUUGCACAUUUAUAUGCAGUGAGCUUGGAAAAUUUGGCUAAUUUUGUUUAUUUAUCAAAUUAGUUUUGGAAGGCCUUGUUUAUGUAUCUUUUCAGCAUGGUCUGCAAACACGGGGAAUAGGAAUUAGUGUAGUGACAGAUUUUCAGUGAAUUUUUAUCAAAGAAUUUAACGUUACUUGGCCA
This is a messenger RNA of Vicia villosa (hairy vetch), 1469 nucleotides long. Its product is annotated as upstream activation factor subunit UAF30-like. Lineage: Eukaryota; Viridiplantae; Streptophyta; Magnoliopsida; Fabales; Fabaceae. The record is from RefSeq and is a predicted model, not a curated record. Gene Ontology annotation, cellular component: nucleus. The transcript is spliced from 7 exons. Bases 183 to 1277 code for a protein of 364 amino acids.